GGCAGGAAGUGGGCGGUGAAAGCAUUGCGUCUGUCAGUGUCCGAGGCUGCGAGGCUCGCUUCCGGCGUCAUGGCUCAAAGGGCCUUCCCGAAUCCUUAUGCCGAUUUUAACAAAUCCCUGGCCGAAGGCUACUUUGAUUCUGCCGGGAGGCUGACCCCUGAGCUCUCACAGCGUUUGAACAAUAAGAUUCGAGAGCUGCUUCAGCAAAUGGAGAGGGGCCUAAAGUCGGCAGAUCCUCGGGAUAGCACCGUUUACACUGGCUGGGCAGGUAUCGCUCUGCUUUACUUACAUCUCCAUGAUGUGUUCGGGGACCCCGCUUACCUCCAGAUGGCCCAUCGCUAUGUAAAGCAAAGUCUGAACAGUCUGACCAAGCGUUCCAUCACCUUCCUCUGCGGGGAUGCAGGCCCCCUGGCCGUGGGCGCGGUGGUGUAUCACAAGAUGAACAAUGAGAAGCAGGCGGAAGACUGCAUCACCCGGCUAAUUCACCUAAAUAAGAUUGACCUCCGUGCUCCAAAUGAAAUGCUCUAUGGACGAAUGGGCUACAUCUAUGCUCUUCUCUUUGUGAAUAAGAACUUUGGAGUGGAAAAGAUUCCUCAAAGCCAUAUUCAGCAGAUUUGUGAAACAGUCUUAACCUCUGGAGAGACCCUAGCCAGAGAGAGAAACUUCACAGCAAAGACUCCACUGAUGUAUGAAUGGUACCAAGAAUAUUAUGUGGGGGCUGCUCAUGGCCUGGCAGGAAUUUAUUACUUCCUGAUGCAGCCCAGCCUUCAAGUGAACCAUGUGAAGUUACGGAGUUUGGUCAAGCCCAGUGUAGAUUAUGUCUGCGGGCUGAAAUUUCCUUCCGGCAAUUAUCCUCCUUGUGUGGAUGAUAGUCGAGAUCUUCUAGUGCACUGGUGCCACGGCUCACCCGGCGUGAUCUACAUGCUCAUCCAGGCCUAUAAGACAUUCCAAGGGGAGCAGUAUCUCAACGACGCCUGUCAGUGUGCCGACCUGAUCUGGCAGUACGGAUUGCUGAGGAAGGGGUACGGGCUGUGCCACGGCACUGCGGGGAAUGCCUACGCCUUCCUCGCGCUCUACAACCUCACGCAGGAUAAGAAGUACCUGUACAGGGCCUGUAAGUUUGCUGAGUGGUGCUUAGAUUACGGAGAACACGGUUGCAGAACACCGGACACCCCCUUCUCCCUCUUCGAAGGAAUGGCUGGAACAAUCUAUUUCCUGGCUGACCUCCUAGUGCCCACAAAAGCCAGGUUCCCUGCGUUUGAGCUCUAAAAGGAAAGCCCGCCCCCUGCCACUCACUGCAUGAACCUUCUCCGUAUAGCAAACCUGGACUGAGUGCUUUCACUGCUUUUCGAGGAAACAUACAGUCAAACCCUGUACUCCAUUUAGUUGAGUUGUUUUUUCAGAACCUGUCUUCAGUUCCUUUUGUUUAUCAUUUACUUUUACUUAAAAGUAUCCAAGGAAAUCUUUUAACAUUAAGCUCAAUUUCUUCCUAAAGGUAGGAUGAGUGAUAUGUACAGUGUUUUGAGGGCAUAGGUGUAUAUAUUUUUCAGAACUUGGAGGAAAUCUCUUACUUAAGCUUAUGAAUAUAACUAUCUGUUGCUGUUCUAAAAACGUUUAAAGGAAACUAAAUGUAGAUAAAGAUAAAUAUAUGGUUAUUGGUGGUUAUUGCCCUCCACCUUUAUAGUAUUUUUCCUCCAAUAAGGCAGACAGUUUUAUGACUGUUUCUCUUUAGGUGGUUGAUUGUGAAAGGGGACAAAAAUAUUAACUAUAUGCUUCUGAAACAAAAGUUGCAAGAGUUGCAGACUAGUUUAAGGACCUAAAUACCGUUCUUCAAAUUCACAAUGCUGGUUUAACUAGAGAUAAAGAUACUUUCAGAUUUGCUUCUUUUUGGUAGUAAAGCAUCCAGGCUCUGUAAGUCAACAUUUUUAUCAGAAAGUUCUCAAAUGCAGUGCUGGUUUUGAAAAUUCUGAUUUGAAGGUUAAUUCAAAUAAUCUAACAAAAAGUUUAUUGUUUUUUCUAAAAUAAGCGAGUGUAUUUUUGAACUGUUUAUUUAAAUCUGCUUGUUCUUUGGAAUUAGUAUAAGAUCAGGAGAUGAGUUGUGAGUUGAAUGUGUUGUGACUUGGGAUUUGAGUCCACCCUGUCCUCCUGACCUUCUAAACUUUGACUUGUGUUUUACUUCCUUGGCAAUGACUCUGCUUUAGUGCUCGCUGUUUGGUACAAGCCAUAGAUAUUUUCCUUCCUUUCAAUCUAUCUGGAUGUUUGUCUUUUCACUCAAUAGUACGUACUCUACAUCUCUUUAAAAACGGGGGAGGAGGGCUAUGUAGCCAAUAACUUGAACAAAACACUAAGCUUUCCAUAGAAAUGCUGUUUAUUUAGGAGGGAUAAUUCAGUGAAACUGUUGAGAACAAAUAGAUCCUAUCUCUUUGCAUAUCCUAGGCUUAACAUUCCUUAAUUUCUGAGCCCUUGGGAUCGGGAUCAUGUAUUUACAUGGUAGAUGAAGGAUCCCUGGUGCUUCACAUUCUGUAUAAAUAUUCCGACUCAUCAGCUUCCCCUCUCCUUCCUUCCUUCCUUCGCUGCCCUUCCCAGGCUGGUGUCAUCCUUUCUGUAUGUUUCAACUGAUUUUAGAACAUUUUGCAUCUUUACGAAACAGGGUCUAAGAAUUUUAAAUGUGCCUAUUUCAUGGCUUUCUCGGUCACAAAAGCAUGCUGUUUUUAUUUUUACUUUGAACCAAAUCCCACUGGGUAUAUGUUGGUUCCUGUGGAUAGUAGUCCCCUAUUAUUUCGCAUUCAGCACCAAAAUAGCUUACGUUAUUGGAAGUUGUCUGACCCUUUAAAGGCUACCAACAGAAGGACCUAAAAAAACAGCCCACUGCUGAGUUCCUAGGAUUAGCUUAUUCCUCUGUGACUCACGCCAGUUGGGCAAACCUUGUGCCUCUCAGACGUCUGAAAUGCCUCCUGGUGAGCUGUGCCUGUCUCCUGAAUGGUUCCCAUGAGCCGUGGUGGCAUUUAUAGUAAAGCUAAUUUGCCUUGGGCUGGGUGUCCAACAUGAAAGAAUAAAAACCACUUAGUUUAAGUUAUAUGUCUCACUAUACUGUGCCUGUACUUUCAGCUUUUGUAAUUACUAGCCAAGGGAAAGAGAGCAAAACACACUUUCUCUUAGCCAGAGGAAGCUUAGUCACCAUACGUCUCCAAGCAUCUUGAUUAACUUAACCCGGGGAAGACUUCAAGGCAGGGAGAAGAACAUUUUGAAUAAGAUUCUUGUUAAUAUUUAGAUUUCAGUUUAAUUACUGCCAUCCAUCCAUUAACAAAUUCAUCAAUACAAGCACAAUUCUGGAUUCAUUUUUUUCUUUAGCUUUUUAGGACUUACUAAACUGGCAGGAUUUUCUCUUCAUGCCAUCAUGUUUUCUUUAUGGUUAAGAGGUAAGAAAAUUUGAUAGGAUUUUAAACUCAAGCAAAAGCGAUAAAACAGAGACCAAUGCCCUAACACCAUGGUGGAAACUGAGAAACUUACCAGCUUUCUUAGUUUUAUAAGGAAAAGGCAUCAUUGCAGUUCUAUUUCUGUUACAUCAUUUUCCCUCAGAUA
This is a messenger RNA of Ailuropoda melanoleuca (giant panda), 3582 nucleotides long. It is a transcript of the gene LANCL1, whose product is annotated as LanC like glutathione S-transferase 1. The coding region runs from base 70 to 1269 and encodes 399 amino acids. Gene Ontology annotation, cellular component: plasma membrane. The transcript has 10 exons. The record is from RefSeq and is a predicted model, not a curated record. NCBI's taxonomy places the organism in Eukaryota, Metazoa, Chordata, Mammalia, Carnivora, Ursidae. Gene Ontology annotation, biological process: peptide modification; carbohydrate metabolic process.